This is a messenger RNA of Solenopsis invicta (red fire ant), 1952 nucleotides long. RefSeq names its product ATPase family AAA domain-containing protein 1-B. Gene Ontology annotation, molecular function: ATP binding; ATP hydrolysis activity. The record is from RefSeq and is a predicted model, not a curated record. Bases 204 to 1340 code for a protein of 378 amino acids. The transcript is spliced from 7 exons. Lineage: Eukaryota; Metazoa; Arthropoda; Insecta; Hymenoptera; Formicidae. Gene Ontology annotation, cellular component: mitochondrial outer membrane.
GCAUCACCGCGCAUGUUCCCUCCUUUCUCGCGUUCCGCUCUAACCUACAAGCUGUCCACUUUCUUCGCUCAGCGAAAUCGUGAGUCCCGAAUAGGUUAAGUUGCUUUGGAAUACACAGCGAAGUGAUCCUCGGCGCGUGGCAGGCCAAUAACUAUUCGCACAAAUAGCAUUGAGUUUUACAACCAGAGUUUCAUAGUGAAACUAUGAACAUGGCAGCGAGCGCUGGCCUCACACGGCAAGAGGUGCUGAUGCUAUUAGCAAGAUUAACGUGCGUUGCAGCAAUCGGCUUUUUCAGUAUGAGAUGGCUAAUCAGUCAGCUCGAUCCUACUAGGAGUACCAAGCAAAGAGCCAAAAAGAAAGCUCAGGAGCAAUUACGUAAAUUGGCAGAAAGUGACAGAUAUGCACGAUCCUUUGACAUGAACCAAUUGACAGAUUAUGAAAUGAUAAUAGCUAAUCAUCUAGUAGAUCCAAAUGAUAUCAAAGUAUCAUGGAGCAGCAUUGCUGGUCUGGACAAUGUCAUUCAAGAACUCAAGGAGACAGUUAUUCUGCCUAUACAGAAAAAGGAAUUAUUUGAAGAUUCGCAAUUAACUCAAGCACCCAAGGGAGUAUUACUAUAUGGUCCACCAGGUUGCGGCAAGACCAUGAUCGCCAAGGCCACCGCUCGGGAAGCGAAGACUCGCUUCAUAAAUCUAGAUGUGAGCAUCUUGACUGACAAAUGGUAUGGGGAAAGUCAAAAGCUGGCCGCCGCUGUUUUCUCAUUGGCAGUGAAACUGCAGCCCUGCAUUAUUUUCAUUGAUGAAAUAGAUUCGUUUUUGAGAUCGCGUAAUUCACAGGAUCACGAAGCCACGGCAAUGAUGAAGGCCCAAUUUAUGUCGCUAUGGGACGGUUUGAUAACCGAUCCUGAUUGUACUGUGAUUAUAAUGGGAGCCACUAACAGGCCACAAGAUUUAGAUAAAGCAAUUCUACGUCGUAUGCCAGCGACAUUCCAUGUUGGAUUGCCAAAUGAGCAGCAGCGAUUAAAAGUUUUGCAGUUAAUACUAAAAAACGAGCCAACCGCAGACAAUGUAGAAAUUGCAACAUUAGCAAAGCAUACGGAAGGCUUCUCUGGAUCUGAUUUACAAGAACUCUGUCGGAACGCAUCUAUAUAUCGUAUUAGAGAUUAUUUAUAUUCACACGACGGUCUCAAAUACGAAAAUAACACAGACGAUGAAUAUGACGAAGAAUUUCACGAUACCGUGCGGCCCAUCACGAUGGAGGACUUACUCAAAUCGUUCAGAAAGAUGAGAACAUCGAAACUACACACGGGAACGCUUAGCACAAGACAGCUGGAUCUAGAUUAAGGAAAGAAAUUUAUCAUGUGUUAGUCGCUGUCUGUGUGACUGUUUUUUUUUUGACAAUUCUUUGUGUGUUACAUAGAUGUUACGGCAACGAUGACAGUGAUAUUCUGCUUCAUCAUGAAACUAUAAUCUUCAAUACUGUUGAAAGUGGUUUCCUUGUCGUGAACGUUUAAAAUUUGUAUGAAGAUAUAUAAUGUUGAAAUAGGGCAAAUAGAAUCAUCGCGAGCGAAGUUUAUAAUUCCAUAGUAAAAGACAUAGAAGAAAAUUUUACAAUAAGGCGAAAUAAGAGUUUCCUUCUAGACAUGUAUCACGCGUUUGAUGAUAAAACCAAUGGCAUGAGUGUCAUUUAAUUCUAUUACAUAAAAAUUUUUAUUUGAUCUCAUUUAAUUCUUUUUGCAGAAAGUAUAAUUUGUUGUCGCCUAAAUAACAUAGUUUUUUCAAAAUUAAAAAUUAAAAAACUUUAAAAUAUAAUUUUUUUAUAACAAAUAUAAAAAUAUAAUUAAAGCUAAUAGGCAUGUCCAAAAUUUGUGUAUGUAAUUAAAUGUAUAACAAAGUAUUAAAUUAUGCAAAAAAGUGAAAAAGAAUUUCCGAUUCAUAAUCGCAGCGUUGCAAAAA